AUGGCUGACGAACAAAUAAAAAAUAUAUUGCAAGAACUGAAUCUGGCUCAUCUGGUGGAAACUUUUGAAAAAACAAUACAAGAUGAUAUUCAAAAGGCGUUAGACUGGCUAGACAAAAAUCAAGCUCCUUGGGACAUGGUUUUAGACCAUUGGAGAAAAACUUCUGCUCAUCGAACCAAAGCUUUAAAAGAAUCAAGUGACACUAAUUUGGUGGAUAUAUUUGAAAAAUGGAAACUCUAUAAGCACCCUAGUGGACAUGAAUUAAUUGAUACUGAUUUUCAAUGCCUAAAUUUAUCCAAAGUAAAUUUGGAUAAAGAUGUUUGGUUUAAUUUUUUUGAUACUUUGCUAAAGCACGCCUCUCUUAGCUCCAAAGACGAAACAGCAAAGAUGCUUCUGGAAUCUAUGAAAUCUAAAGAUGUUUCAGACAAUGCAUUAGUGGCCAUGAGUGUAAGUUUACUCCCUCACUUGUAUCCGCCAAAACAUAUGAAAAGAAUACGGAAUAAGAGUUUCAAGCCUUCUAUUGGACUUGCAAAAGAGACUAUAUUAAAAUUUGCAAAUAUUCCUGGUGACAUGGUAAGAUUAAGGCAAGAAGCAAAAUCGAGGGCGACAGAUCUUAAACUUCCAAUCCAACCCUUUUUAAUCAUCGUGGGAUCUAUUGAAGACGUACAAGAUGUUUAUGUUUGUGUUGACAACGAGCUAUACAAAGUUCAAGGACUUCUACAAGGUCUAAAUAUUUGUUUCAAGACAUUUCAUGUAUUCAAUCUGCAAUAUCCUUUGGCCAGUGAACACAUAUGGAUAUUAAUUCAAAAGGGAAUCUAUAAAAUCAAUUUGCCCUGUGAUAAGCAUAUCAUAUCUAUUGAACAUGCAGUAAAACAGCUAACUAAGGGAAAUACCGAAGAGGAACAAAUGGAAUGA
Solenopsis invicta (red fire ant) is the source of this 915-nucleotide messenger RNA. RefSeq lists its product as uncharacterized. The record is from RefSeq and is a predicted model, not a curated record. The transcript has 4 exons. Bases 1 to 915 code for a protein of 304 amino acids. NCBI's taxonomy places the organism in Eukaryota, Metazoa, Arthropoda, Insecta, Hymenoptera, Formicidae.